AGUUCUCACGAGAAAGGGUGUAUAAUUUGCGUUGUUUGAUAUUUAUUAUGAAAAUUUCCGUCAACGAGCCCAUUUCGAAUAUACUGUCGAAAUUUCAGUGACAACGAUUCAAGAAAAACAACUAAAAAGAGCUCUUUCAUGGUUUGCAAAAUGGUUCCAGGUGAUAACACUCCUGCUGUCAAAGAUUCGGAAAGCAUGAUUUUUAGUGGCAAUCCGAGUGCAACUUCGUCUAGUGGUCAACAUGGAGAGAUACGGAUGGCUUUAAUAGUUGUUCAGGAUAUGACGACAGCUACUCUGCAAAUUGGCCAUACAAGCCUUUCGUUGGCCUCCACUGCGUCAGUAAGAACACUGGUGCAGCAGGUCGCCACAUCAACAAACUACAUGAAUGGCACGUUCUCUUUACUUUUACAGUCAACAAAUUCGGAAUCUAGUUCUGUACUGUUGAAUGAACGUCUUCAUGAGACGCUCGAGGCUGUCGGCUUUGUAUGUGAUAAUGGGCAUACAAGAAACAAUCUUAUCAUCGCUAACACUGGUUCUGAACCUCCUAAAAAGGAAUCACCCGUCAAACCAGAAUUUUCGACAUUUUGUUCGAAACGAACCAUGGAUCGUACCACAGAUUCAAAUACAACAUUGUCGAAUAGAACAUGCUCCAAAAGAAUCACAGAUUCUUCUCCAGAUGGCGAUGUCAAACCGACAGAUAGAAUUAGCGACGUGCUUUCUUCCCGCCGAAGAGGAUUCGUUGGGUUGGUGAAUCAGGCAAUGACGUGUUACCUCAAUAGCUUAAUUCAAACCUUGUUCAUGACACCCGAGUUCCGUAAUGCCAUGUACAGGUGGCAUUUUGACGGUACGGAAGAGGAACAGGCCAAGUCAAUUCCCUUUCAAUUGCAAAGUCUCUUCCUCAUGCUUCAAACGACGGACAAAUCUUCAAUUGGGACUACAAAUUUGACACGCAGUUUUGGUUGGGAUUCAAGUGAAGCUUGGCAACAACAUGACAUCCAGGAGCUCUGCCGAGUCAUGUUUGACGCGCUCGAACAUAAAUUUAAAAAUACGGAGCAAUCAGAUCUGAUCUCUCGACUAUAUGAGGGAAAGAUGAUGGAUUACGUUCGCUGCUUGGAAUGCCGAACAGAUAAAGCACGCGAAGACACUUUCCUCGAUAUCCCGCUCCCAGUUCGUCCCUUUGGGUCUCAGACGGCAUACGCCUCAAUUGAAGAGGCCUUAAAGGCAUUUGUGGCACCGGAAACGCUGGACGGCAAUAACCAGUAUUGGUGCGAAAAAUGUGGGAAGAAGUGUGACGCCCACAAGGGUCUCAAGUUUUCACGUUUCCCCUACUUACUAACUUUACACCUCAAGCGAUUCGAUUUUGAUUAUACAACACUUCAUCGCAUAAAAUUGAAUGACAAGGUCACCUUCCCAGAAUUCCUACAUUUAGACUCGCUUCUCGUUGAUGAUCGAAAUGGUGAUCCAAAUGCUUCUAAUAAAGACUCCCAAGAUACGGCUAUUGAAGACUCAAUGUCUGAAGCUAGCGGGUCGUCGCGUGCAAAUUCGAGUAACGGAAUUGAAUCUCAAGAUGAUGAUGAAGGCAUCGAUGUAAGGACAGAAGGAUGUACUUCGAGCACGUCCUGUGCUUCAGGUGCUAGUAGUGGCGAUCAAAAUCGCAAGAACCGUAGACAAGGCCAAUACAAUUAUGAACUAUUCUCUAUCAUGAUCCAUUCCGGUAGUGCAUCCGGUGGCCAUUACUACGCUUAUAUUAAAGAUUUUCUUACACGUGAAUGGCAUUGUUUCAACGACCAGACAGUGUCUAGCAUUACGUACGAUGAUAUUAGGAAGACUUACGGAGGAGGACCUUCGCGAAGUGCCGGUUAUUUUACCAGUGCCUAUACCUCUAGUACCAACGCCUAUAUGCUUAUGUACAGACGGAUUGAUAAAGAACGUAACGUGAAUUUCAUGUCCCCGAGUGAAUUUCCCGAGCACCUUCAACAACUUCUCCUACGAAUGCAAGAAGAAGAAAAAAGCCAACGGGCUGUCGAAGAACAGGAAAGGAACACUUGCCGCAUCCAGUUAUAUUGCCAUCAUCCAAAACGUGGUCGCAUUGACUUGCCAUUAAAACUUCACAAAGAAAUUACCCUGCGCCAAGCUGUUUCAAUCGCAUAUGAACAGAUUGGCGAUCUGUCCGAUAUUGGCGUCCCAUUGAGCCGCUGCCGGCUAGUCAAGUAUAAUGAACUUUACGACAAUGUAGAGUGCAGCUGGGAUAAUCGAAUGGAGGAAACAGUCGACGAUAUCUUUGACGGAGUUCGUUCUUCCUACAAGUUUGACUUGCUCCUAGAAAUUGUGCCAGAAGGUCAAACUUUUCAAAUUUAUGCUCCUGGAAGUCUUAAUGCUAAGGUCUUUAUGGUGGAUGUGGAUGCAAAAGAACAACUUUACCUGCCAGUUUCCAUUCGUAUGCCUUUCAGCAGUACGGUUCAAGAUCUUAAGCUCAGCAUUAAAUCUACAAUGAACAUUGCCGAGGAUCCCGAUCACAUCCAUCUAGUAACCAUAAGUUAUUCUAACGAAUUACGUAGAUUGACGCAAAAAGACCGUAGUUUAAGGAGCGAAGGCUUCCAGAGAGCGGAGAAGGUAUACGCUACCGUAUUUCCCUCCAGCGAUGAGAGCGAAUUCUUAUCGUCCUGCAAGCCUCGCCUGUAUGACCUUAUCGAUCAAUAUGAAAAUGCCCUGACUGUUCGUAUGACGCUACCCAAAGCCGAUAAAGAGACACUAGAUCGCUUGGGUAUCGAUAUUGUUCUUCCUGUAAUCCCCACGGCUUCCAAUUCUCCAAACGCAGUCAGAACAGCUUCUCCAAUGGAGUCGUACAGUCCCGAGGAUGCUGCCUCGGACGACUCCCUAUCCCACCUGGAGCGUGAACGCGCCUUGUCCGAGGGCGAGGAAGAAGAAGAAGAAAAUCGUCGACGUCGUCUAGGAGACAUUGAAGACUUUGCCGUCAACUCCGCCAACUCCCAAGAAUGCUAUUCAGAAGGCGAAGAACUUCCUCAGCGUCUUCCCAAUUCUACCUCAUCUGCCUCAGCCAGUGAAGACAGCAGUUUGAGCUUGACUAAUAGUGAACGUACCCUAUUAGGUGAUCCUCCUGAGGUAGGAGAAGAGGACUGUGAUGUUGAGAUCGGUCUCGCCUCCCGAAGAAGGAACGCUUUAGUUCAAGCGGGACCUGAAUCUGUUGAUUCCGUACCGGAGCUGGAGCCUGUCAAAUAUUUUUUCAAGGUGAUUUCAAGCAGGGAAGAUGCAGACGAGAGAAUAUGUACAGCCAUGGUUGACAAACGAAUUCCCUUGGCAAGUUUCAAAUCUGAACUAGAGGUGCUCCUCAACGUUCCUGCCGAGUUUCUUUUACUGUACAAGAAGACCCCCACCACGGCAUCGACUUUCGGUACAACCGAACGUGAAUGGGCUCAACAAAACGAGACGCUGGAAACCCUAGGAGACGACCCACAAAUAGCUGUUCGACUUGGCAGGGCACUUAGACCAGGCGAAGUCCGCGGAAAGAUUUAUCAGCUGAAAAUCAAUGAUACUCAAGAGCGGACACAGUUAUUGUUUGAAUGGGUGUUGUCAUCUGGUAUUCAAAUCGGAAAAAUGAAACGAGACAUUUUGGUCGAAUUGAAGAGUCGUCACGGUGUUGAAAUCCCUCCUGAGAAAUGUGUUUUGCGCAAGAAGCACUGGCGCACACCUUCGACUGUCUAUGGAGACGAAAACGAAGUACUGGAUACGGAAUUGCUGUACAUUUUCAAAAACUGGGAAAUGUUUUUACAAGUACUGGAUGUGAAUGACCCCUAUGACGUUGCGUCCAAAUAUCGAGGAGCCGAAACUGUCAUUUUCACCCGUCGGUGGCGACCGAGUACGUUUACGCUGGAACCGUUUGUUGACACACCUCUGGCUGAAUUUAAUCGUAUUGUACUGGAAAAAUUUUUCGAAAUGAGCGGUUUAAAACCUGACCAGAUCGAGAUAGCUAAGGCACCUGGGACGUUCCCAUGUGAAGGGUCCCUUCUAGGAAUCCAUGACGAUAUUACAUGGGUGCCGUUGCUGACGACUGGUUUUGACGAUGACGGCUCCUUCAAAUACCCUUGCUCUGUGCAGACGGACGGGGACGUGGUCUAUUGGCGUGAAAAAGGCGAACUGCUCAAGAAACUGACGGAACAGGAGCGCAGAGAGAUUCUUAGCCGAGAGAAUACCGAUGCAAGCGUCUCCGGAACUUCCUAUCCAUCUGUAUCCGCUUCACCUCGCAAGGAACGCCCGCUAAGAAUCUUUAUAGACUCGCCUAAAUCCACCAGCGUAAAAGAAACUGUUGAACCCGACUUGGAUUGAUCCUACAAAGCUAUAUAUAUAUAUAUAAAUAUAUAUGAAGUAUAUACCUCUCGAUGAAAAUUCUAUUCAAAUGGAGCGUAGGAAUUUUUUCAAGAGCAUCUUUAAAAGGCAAUGGAUGAGGCAUGUGCUGAAAAACAAUCUUCUUUUCUUAACCUUUCCCCUGCUCUAUUUCGCUACGCUCUCAUUCAACAACAAACCUUCUUCUCAAACAAUCAGCCUUAUGUGGAAAAAGUAAUAAUAAAACAUAACUAUUUGUCACGAGAAAUUUCGUUUUUCAUUACUCUUAAACAUGGAAUGUCGAGAAGUGUUCAUCACCGUUACAUUCAGAAUAAAAAUAUACGAUGAUGAAGACGGCGUAA
Daphnia magna is the source of this 4703-nucleotide messenger RNA. RefSeq names its product ubiquitin carboxyl-terminal hydrolase 47 (gene Usp47). Gene Ontology annotation, molecular function: cysteine-type endopeptidase activity; cysteine-type deubiquitinase activity. Gene Ontology annotation, biological process: protein deubiquitination. The record is from RefSeq and is a predicted model, not a curated record. Lineage: Eukaryota; Metazoa; Arthropoda; Branchiopoda; Diplostraca; Daphniidae. Gene Ontology annotation, cellular component: nucleus; cytosol.